Molecule: messenger RNA, 790 nt
Organism: Helianthus annuus (common sunflower)
Lineage: Eukaryota; Viridiplantae; Streptophyta; Magnoliopsida; Asterales; Asteraceae
Product: endoglucanase 23-like
Exons: 2
Coding region: 339-641 (100 amino acids)
Source: RefSeq, a predicted model, not a curated record
AUCCCAACCUUCAUCUCUCCCUCUCAUCUUUCUUUCUAGACCAUCAACACCACCAUUGUCACCACCACCACCACAACCACCUCCGUCUCCAACCACCACCUCAACCACAAACCUCCAUCACACUCACACUCACACAUACACCUCCUAUUCAUCUCCGCCAGAUGCCACCACAGGAAUACGCAAAGAAACAAGAAUCGAUUUGAAGAACUGAAUUGAAUCGAAGAACUCUCUGGAUCUAAAUAAUCAAUUUUGUCAGAUCUAAACAUCUGCCGGAGGAAAUCGCACCGGUGUAGACGACGAACUCAAUUAUACAAAAUUUAAGCCCUAAUAACUUCAAUAUGGUGAAACAGGAACCAAUUGAUUCAGAUUCUAUCUACUUUCCGCGAUCUGUUGAUGAAGAACCUAAGGUCUGUGUCUCUGUAUCAAUCUUUAUGAUGAUCUUUUUUUUUAUUGAGUUCGGAGAGUCGAUGCCGCCGGUGGAGUUGAGGAAUGCGCUGGUGGCGAUACGGUGGUCCACGGAUUAUUUGCUGAAGACUGUGGCGCAACUGGGUCGGAUUAUUGUACAGGUUGAAACGCAAACAGAAGGUUUCAGAAUGAGUUUUGAGGUGAAAUCUGACCAGAGGGUGGGUUGUGGUGUUUGAGAGAACAGUGCCGAGGGUGGUUGUGGCACGUGAAAAGAGGGUGGGUUGAGGUGUUUGAGCGAUAGGGGCCGAGGGUGAAAUCACGGUGUUGGUGGCGGUGGUGGUUGUGAGAGAGAUAAGGAAGAGAGAGAGAGAGGGGAUAAGGAAGA